CCUUAGUGUGCACUCUUCUCUCGUCUUCUUGUUGAUCUACUUCUCUCUCCUGUAUUGCCUGCUAAUGCAAUGCAUACGGCUUUUCACAUGGUGCUGCGGUUGUGGACGUUCUGCCGCCUCCGCAAGUAUCCAGUCGAGGAACAUUGGCGGUCCCUUCUUAGAGCGAUCGGAUCGGUUCCAAAGGGAGAUGGAGACGGGUAUCACGUGGUAUGUCCAUCGGGAUAGGCACAUUGAAUUCGGUCCCACGGAAGCUCUAGCACACGGAGACCAGUGUGGCCUACACGGCUAUUGGUUCUACAGCGUGAAGGAGCUGUUGAACAUUGUAAGAAGCCACCUACCCAAUCUUAAAGACGAGUAUCGCGGAGGGGAUGAACGAGGACAAGAGAUCAUGACGGGAGGGAAGCUUACUAUGGCAUUGGAGUCCUGGUUCGAGUUGUCAAGAGCGUGGAAGGCUUGGGACACUUUUGAUCUGUUCGUGUCUAAUGAGACGGCGUGCUUUAUUCAGGAUCUGCCGCAGACGAGCCGUUGUAGACACGACAUAGAUGCGGGUCGCGACUUUGCUCAAGCAGAAGGCUAUCUUGCGAUGCUGCAGGUGCUCAUAUGCUGUCCGCCAGACUCCGUCUACGCGGAGCUUGCAGCUUCUACCCUGGCCGGAUUUGCUGCAGGACUUUCUGUCCUCCCUUGGCAGCCAGAUCGCGACAGCGAGGAUACCGACUUCAUCAUCAAUAUGCUCGCAGACGACGACUUUAGGUACUGCACCAAGAGUUUGCUCUACGUCCUGCUCGACCUGCUGGAACCGUAUGCGUCUGGAGCUUCUGAUCCAACAAGCGUUCAAAAGCUGCGCGUUCAGGAAGCCGCUGCCUCUGCUAUCUGCUCGUUUGCGCACGCCGCAAGCGAUGUCAAUGCGCUUGUUCACUGUGCUGUCGGAAAAGCUCUGCGAGCUAGUAGGCAUUUGAAUGACGAUCACCCGGCAAUGAGGGGGGAUUUCCUGAGCAAUCAGAGGACGGUGUCGAUCCUACUGAGCUGUGCGCAGCGUGAGGCUUCGCGCAAUAUUGCUGCGGACUGCAUCAGGACUCUAUCCUGGCUGUGGACACGUAGGGUGAUGUACUGGCAUCGGCACGACUUGAGGAUGACGAAGGACAACGAAUAUCAUCGAGCUCAAGGUGCUACGAAUGCCAUUAUGGUGGAAGAUUUGCCUCCUGCUCUAGCUGACAUGGGAAGGGAUAGCAGAGAGGUGAAUCUUCAGGUGUUACGGCGGCUGCUUGAGCUGUGCCUGGCUAAUCCGACGCCGUUCUCCGCCUUCUCGCAGCUGCACUUGGCAAAGAUCUUCAUCUCGCAGAAAGUCAAGGAGGCCGACACAGGUGUUGCCAUGCUUCUGCUGGAGUGUCUUAUCUACUGGCGACGCGCACUCGGGACGCGGGAGUUGGAUUGGUUCGCUAUUGAAACAAUUGAAUCGCUGCGAGAUCUGCUUCACGUUGCCUCCGAAGAGAGCAAACGAGACCUGAAGCUCAAGAUCUCUAAAUCCCCUGGAGGGGUCGAUUGUCUUAGGUUAAUGUUCAAUCCACAGGUCAGUCGAAUUCGAGCGGUCCGAUUCUCUCUUAAUAUGGAGAACUUCGAUCAAUCCUCAGUUGAUUUUCUCUCAACGCCUCGAAUAAACUCCUGGUCAAUGACGGGCAACGACCACCCAACACCGUGCUCGGCGGCCGCUGCUGGACUCCUAGCGGACUUGCUUGAAGCGGGGCGAAUUGCAAUGGCUGGGAGGGACGCGGCCCAACAGGUAGUAAGCCCCAGCGAAACCCAAGCGGGUAGUGGCGCUUCCCCUCGCACCCCUUGUGAUGGCACAGCAGGGCCAUCUGCUCCUGGGGCAGAUGCGCCAGUGGUGUCUGGGCAGGGCUCGCAACGGAGUCGUGCUGCCCUUGGCACCCUCGUGGUGCAAAGCAGCAGACCAUCCUCUGCUCAUGCAGAGGGCGCGCAAGGCGACCGGCCUUCCGGAGACCGGCCUUCCCUAGAAAGGCCGCGUUCACCAGAAGUGAACGAGAUCGGCGACAACGUAACCAUGGUGCGUGCAUGGCAAACAGAUCCACCCCCGCGAUCGGACCGGACAACAACCUGCCGCAGAGUGAACGAACCUGGACAGGAUCCAAGACGAGUACCAGUGGAGGUGGAGAGCAUUCUACCCGACAAUCCUAGCCAGAGAAGAAACUUCUUCGCGUCAUUAUUCAAGAGCCUAGCGUACAUUCUUCUCGCUGCGGAAAGAAGGGGUCGUCAAACCUUAGGUUCCCGACAACACACAGGUUGUCGCAUUCGCAUCAAGAAUUACGGCCAUACAUUUUUUGCCCGGAUGGUUCUGAUCUUCUGGGCGUCUCUGGGAAAUCCGGCCUGGGUACCUGUAAUCGGCUUGUUCGAGGACUUAGAGGCAAUUUGCAUUGUAGACGAGAGGAUGGAGGUACUCGAACACGACUUGAAUUCCUUACUGGCGACGAGGAAUGCGAUCAGAGUCAUCAAGCUCGUGCUCGAGGCUUACCCACCACAAGCUCUCGAUGCCAGGCUCGUGACGGUGCUCAUCCCUCCACUGGUGGACCUCCUCAGGAAGCCUUGUGCCAGACUGCACGAGCGGCUUCAUCUUGAUUACCUAGAGAAUAGAUGUAAUGCUGACAUCAGAAGCGGGAUAGUAGCAGUUUUGAGGACAGUCGUUGGCCGGAUCGACGAGCUAGGAAGCGAUCCGAGUGAGACUGAGCUCCAGAUCGACCCAGCGCUGCCGUCGAUCGCCAGGCUGCGAAUGGCGGAGAGGUGGUGGCUUCGUUGGUGCGAAGAUAACGAAGUAGGUCCGACUGUUCAGGAGCCCAGUACCAACUUUCCAGGGGGGUCACCAGAUGACCAAUGGCAAAUGUUCCAAUCUGUACCUGUGCGCCAAGGGCGACCAGAUAAGGCGGCACCGGUGAGUGAGUCAACAGCUGGGACCGGACAGUGGUCUGCUGGAGAGCAGCGCGGUCUGACUCCUUCUGAGAGUAAGUACUAGCUGUAGAUUACCGCUAGUGGAGUAGGAGGUAGGCUAGGAAGGGAGAGACGGUUCUUCAGCAGCAGUACAGGCCUUGGGCCAGC
This is a messenger RNA of Chara braunii, 3102 nucleotides long. Lineage: Eukaryota; Viridiplantae; Streptophyta; Charophyceae; Charales; Characeae. The record is from the annotation of a GenBank genome assembly.